Molecule: messenger RNA, 4785 nt
Organism: Xiphophorus hellerii (green swordtail)
Lineage: Eukaryota; Metazoa; Chordata; Actinopteri; Cyprinodontiformes; Poeciliidae
Product: kinesin heavy chain-like
Exons: 26
Coding region: 265-3186 (973 amino acids)
Biological process (GO): microtubule-based movement
Molecular function (GO): microtubule binding; ATP binding; microtubule motor activity
Source: RefSeq, a predicted model, not a curated record
ACUUGAUCGAUCAGAUAAUAAAUCCGUAUGAAGACUCAACUUCCCAGAGUUCUCUGCGCCUCAGCGCUCCAGGCUGGACCUGUGGGACCUGGCAGUGUUGUGUUCAGCAUCCUGAUGGAGAGACGCUGAGCUCCGAGUCUCACCGGAGAGCUUCAUCAGUCUGAUCCACCCACUGUGUCCGAACCGAACCCCGAUUCCCAGCGGGUCCGGCGGGGGUCUGUCUACUUCCCUCUUACUGUCUUUGUUGUUGCGGACUGUGCGGGGAUGGAGGUUGCGGAGUGCGGGGUGUGCGGGGUGAAGGUGAUGUGCCGCUUCAGGCCGCUGAGUGACUCGGAGCGGAGCCGCGGAGACAAAUACAUCCCCAAAUUCAACGGAGAGGACACAGUGGUGCUGGCGGGGAAGCCGUAUGUGUUCGACAGAGUUUUUCCUCCGAACACUGAACAGAUUCAGGUGUAUGACACCUGUGCUAAACAGAUCGUCAAAGAUGUGUUGGGAGGAUACAAUGGAACCAUCUUUGCUUACGGUCAGACGUCGUCAGGAAAGACUCACACCAUGGAGGGGAACCUACACGACCCCCAUAUGAUGGGGAUCAUCCCCAGGAUCUCCAGAGACAUCUUUGACCACAUCUACUCCAUGGACGAGAACCUGGAGUUCCACAUCAAGGUCUCCUACUUUGAGAUCUAUCUGGAUAAAAUCAGAGACUUGCUGGACGUGUCAAAAACCAACCUGGCUGUUCAUGAGGAUAAAAACAGGGUUCCCUAUGUCAAGGGUUGCACUGAGCGUUUUGUGUCGAGUCCUGAGGAGGUGAUGGACGUGAUCGAUGAAGGAAAAGCUAACAGACACGUCGCUGUCACCAACAUGAAUGAGCACAGUUCUCGCAGCCACAGCAUUUUCCUGAUCAACAUCAAGCAGGAGAACGUGGAGACGGAGAUGAAACUGUCUGGGAAGCUUUAUCUGGUCGACUUGGCAGGCAGCGAGAAGGUCAGUAAAACUGGAGCUGAAGGUUCUGUGUUGGAUGAAGCGAAGAACAUCAACAAGUCUCUGUCUGCUCUUGGGAACGUCAUCGCCGCACUCAGUGAAGGAACGAAAACCCACGUCCCAUACCGAGACAGCAAGAUGACCAGGAUUCUUCAGGACUCUCUGGGAGGAAACUGUCGGACCACCAUCAUCAUCUGCUGCUCUCCGUCUGUUUACAACGAGGCUGAGAGCAAGUCCACCCUCAUGUUCGGUCAGAGGGCUAAAACCAUAAAGAACACGGUUUCUGUCAACCUUGAGCUGACUGCCGAGGAGUGGAAGAAAAAGUACGAGAAGGAGAAAGAAAAGAACAGAAGUCUGAGCAUCAUGAUCCAAAAACUGGAGAAUGAGCUGAAGCGCUGGAGGAAAGGUGAGUCUGUACCUGUGGAGGAGCAGCUGAGCAACAGAAGCAAGAAGAUCAGCACUGAGACGCCAGCAGUGAUCGAGAGCUUAGCCCCGCCCACCAUGCCUCUGUUGGAGGAGGAGAAGGCGCAGUACGAGACGCUCAUCACCAACCUCUACCAGCAGCUGGACGACAAGGACGAUGAGAUCAACCUGCACAGUCAGACGUCUGAGAAGCUCAAGCAGCAGCUGAUAGAGCAGGAUGAGCUGCUGCUGUCCAGGAACCAGGACUACGAGCGUCUGCAGGAGGAGCUGAGCCGGCUGCAGAGGGACAGCGAUUCAGCCAAAGAGGAGGUGAAGGAGGUGCUGCAGGCGCUGGAGGAGCUGGCCGUCAACUAUGACCACAAGAGCCAGGAGGUGGAGAGCAAGACGCGCUGCAACGAGCAGCUGAACGAGGAGCUGGCACACAAAACGGCGGGUCUGGAGGCCGUUCAGAGGGAGGUGUCCACCAUGCAGGAGCUCAGCGCUCACCACAAGAAGAGAUCUGCAGAGAUCCUCAAUCUGCUGAUCAGAGACCUCAGUGAGAUCGGCAGCGUCCUCGGAACCACAGAGCUCAAAGCUAUGGCUGAGAUGAGCGGCGUGAUGGAGGAGGAGUUCACCACGGCUCGUCUCUACAUCAGCAAGAUGAAGUCUGAGGUCAAGUCUCUGGUGAACCGCAGCAAACAGCUGGAGGUCAGCCUGACGGAGAACACCGGCAAGAUGGAGGUCAACGAGAAGGAGCUGAGCACCUGCCAGCUGCUCGUCUCUCAGCUUCAGGCCAAGUUGGAAUCCCUGUCUGCCGACCUGCAGAGGAUGGAGCAGAAGAAGAGGCAGCUGGAGGAGAGUCAGGAUGCUCUGAUGGAGGAGAUUGCUAAGCUACACGCUCAGGGUCAGAUGCAUGAGCUGACGGUGAUGGACAAAGAGAAAGAACACAUGAGCAGACUAAAGGAUGCUGUGGAGAUGAAGAGAACGUUGGAGGAACAGAUGGAGAACCACAGGGAGGUUCAUCAGAAACAGCUGAGCCGACUCCGCGAUGAGAUCGAGCAGAAGCAGAGAGACAACGACCUGCUCAAAGAUGUGAAUCAGGCCCUGCAGCUGGAGAACAGAAAACUUCAGUCUGACUUUGACAAGCUCAGAGCCGAGGACCAAAACAAGGAGCAAAGACUCCAGAAACUGCAGUUUCUGAAUGAGAAGAGAGAACAAGCCAAGGAGGAUCUGAAGGGCUUGGAGGAAACUGUGACCAAAGAGCUGCAGACUCUGACCAACCUUCGGAUCCAGUUCAUACAAGACAUCACGUCUCGAGUCAAGAACAGCUCAGAGAACGACAACGACGAGGCCGGAGGCAGUUUGGCUCAGAGACAGAGGAUCAUCUUCUUAGAGAACAACCUGGAGCAGCUCAGCAGAGUCCACAAACAGCUGGUGCGGGAUAACGCAGACCUGCGCUGCGAGCUGCCCAAGCUGGACCGGCGGCUGCGUGCCACCGCAGAGCGAGUCAGAGUGCUGGAAACGGCCCUGAAGAACGCCAAGGAGUCGGCUCUGAGGGACCGCAAACGGUACCAGCAGGAGGUGGACCGGAUCAAAGAGGCCGUCCGGUCCAAGAACAUCUCCAGGAGGGGGCACUCUGCUCAGAUUGCCAAGCCAAUCAGAGCCGGGCACCAGUACCAUCACUCAUCCUCCUCCCCAUCUAUUAAGCCGACCAUCAGAGGAGGGGGCGUGGCCUCCAGCCCUCGCCAUCACUCCUCCCGACAUCAAGCAGCUCAACAGCAACAACAGCUUCAGUACCCACAGUGAAACCACAAGGUACUCCAGAUAACAUCCUGACUCUGGAUCAGUUUUUUUUAUUGUUUGUUUCUGAACAUCUUUACUCAACUCUCCUGUCUUCACCAUUCUGCCUUUACUGGAAACACUCAUUUCCUCAACUUUCCUCUUUAGCAGCCAAUAAUAGUUUGAUUUGUUCCCUGAAUCAGAUCUUCUUCUGCCAGAAUAACAAAGCUGUUUGUUUUAGUUACUGUGACUCUGAUCCAUUCAUCUAAUUCAUCUAAUUCAACUUGUCUUUCUGCAGUAUUAAAACCUGAACUUUAGAAGACAGUAGCCUAAAGCUUCUGCUGCUGUUUUUUUCUUAAGUAUAAUCCAAAUAAUGCACAUUGAUGCAUCAAAGUACUAUACUAGAAGCAUUAUCUUUAAUCAACUUUGAACUGUUAGACACUUUCCUGACAAAAUUGAGAAAACAGAGUAUUUUCACCUCAGGUCUGAUUUUUUUGUAUUUGUCUUGAUUGAAAAACAAUAUUAGAAAUGACGUUUUUGGGGAUUUUUGAACCAGUCUUUGUCCUUCCAACAGCUAAUAAUAAUAAUAAUAAUAAUAAUAAUAAUAACAAUAAUAAUAAUAAUAAUAAUAAUAAUAAUAAUGCUUUUAAAUUGUAAUAUAAUUAAAAUAAACACUUUGCCUAGUCAUCUGAUUUUAAUUGUAUUUACACUAUAUAAACCUUUUCGGAAAACAAUACCUCAAAUAAUUUCAUCUAUUUGCACAUCAUUGAGUUAUGAGUUUACAGUGCUAUAAUAAUUGUUUUUUAAUCAUUUUUGCUGCCCUGUCUUGAGUUUCAAUUGUUCUUUUCGUGAAUGUUUAAACUUACCAGUCCAAGUGUUGCCUUUUUCAACAUUUUAUAUUUUAUUACUGGACAUUUUGAUACUUUUUUAUAUUAAUUUUUAAUUUCAUUGUUGUUGCUGGAGAAUUCCUCAGCUGCUCCUGACAGUUUCUACAAACGUUAAGUUUCUACAAACGUUUCUUUCAGAGAGAAUACAGUAAACGAAAUUCACCACAGCGCAUCAUGAGCUGGAUAGUGUCUGUUAGACCCGUGGUGUGUUUAUGUCUGUGGGAUUCAGAUGUUAUGGAAGUGUUGUGCUGUAUUUGCUAUUUCUGGUAUUUGUAGUCACAAUCACUGAUUUUCAAUGAUUGUAUUUAUUUUACUGCAUUUAUUUCACUAACAUAAUUGAACUUUGUCUAUUCUACUGUAAUUAUUUUUUGUAAUUAUUGAACAUUACUGCAUCAUGGUAUUAUUUUUAAGUUGUUUUUUUUUUUUUUUUUACUGGAGUUGGAUUACAAUUUUUUCCCUGUAAUGUUUAAUCAUUUAAUGUUAAGUCAUUUUUCAUAUUUAUUUUCUUCUAUGUAUUGUACUGUAUUUUCAAUUAUUUUUUACAUUUGUAUCUUACUUACUAUAUUUAUUUUACUGAAUUUUUACAGUUUUUUUGUGCAGUUUUUCAUUGCAGGCCCAUUUUAAACUAAUAGCUGAUAUUUCUAUUAUAGAUGUCAAAUCAUUAUUUUUCCUCCAGUGUUUAAAGCACAAUCUUCUGGCCUCUUCAAUUACAAAAAUAAAGUGUUACUGAUGUCAAAUA